AUGUCAACCAACCCCCUCCACCCCUCCCUCCUUCGCCCCCCAAUCCUCCACAUCCUCCGCGCCGCCGGCUUCACCUCCACCCGCCCUUCCGUCCUCGACACCCUCGUCGAUCUCGCCUCUCGUUACCUGACCAUCCUCGCCUCACACACAGCCCGCCAUGCCCUCCUACGACACCCGUCCCAGCCACACCAACCCCCAGACACAAUCACAAUCACAGACGUCCGCCUAGCCCUCCAAGACGCAGGCGCUCUCUAUCCGCAAUUGAGCACAAUGGAGGAACAAGUCCGCGGCGAAGAGGACAUGCGCGGCAUUGAAGCUUUCAUAUCGUGGUGCACGGGGCCCAGCGCGCUGGAAAUCCGGCGCAUUGCUGGCUUGGCGCCUGAGCCGUCUACAGCCACGGUUGACCUGAGUGCGAAUGCAGCAUUGGCGGGGAAAGCUGCGGCCGAGACGGUGGUGGUGGAGAGACCGGAGGAUUUUCUGACCCAGCUUAAGAAGAAACAUGCGAAGACGAGAGAUGGAGAGGAGAGUCGGUGGGCUGGUACGGCUUUGGGGAGGGAAAAGGAGAGGGAGGGCGGGGUGAAGAUUGAGGGAUGGGAGGGGGUGGAGGAGCUGGGGGAUUGGGCGGAGAGGUUUAGGAGGAAAGGGGACGGGGUGGUAGAGGUGGGGACUGGGGUGAAUGAGCUGGGGGCAGGGAGGAGUGAGAGUAGUAGUCCUUUGAGUGAGAUUAGUGCUGUUACUGCGACUUGA
Molecule: messenger RNA, 747 nt
Organism: Letharia columbiana
Lineage: Eukaryota; Fungi; Ascomycota; Lecanoromycetes; Lecanorales; Parmeliaceae
Exons: 1
Coding region: 1-747 (248 amino acids)
Molecular function (GO): protein heterodimerization activity
Source: RefSeq, a predicted model, not a curated record